Molecule: messenger RNA, 1210 nt
Organism: Mesoplodon densirostris (Blainville's beaked whale)
Lineage: Eukaryota; Metazoa; Chordata; Mammalia; Artiodactyla; Ziphiidae
Gene: TATDN3
Product: TatD DNase domain containing 3
Exons: 10
Coding region: 239-1063 (274 amino acids)
Molecular function (GO): hydrolase activity, acting on ester bonds
Source: RefSeq, a predicted model, not a curated record
GGGAGGUGGCAAGAACCGAAGCCCCAUCGUCUGUCCCGGCCGCGCUCUCCACGUCCCGCGAAGCAGAAAGCGCCACCGACUCACGAACCCCCUCCAUUUUUCCAACUUGAAUUGUGGGCGGGAACUCUGGGAGCGGAAGAGCGGGUUCCCCGGGAAGAAGGAGCAGACGUCCGGCCGGAAACUCGGCCCGCAGCAGCAGCGUUCCGCGGGCAAGUCGAGGGAUUCAGUGGCUGCGGCGAUGGGGGCGGUGGGCGUAGGGCUGGUGGACUGUCACUGCCACCUCUCCGCCCCGGACUUUGACCGCGAUCUGGAUGAUGUGUUGGAGAGAGCCAAGAAAGCCAAUGUUAUGGCUCUUGUGGUGGUUGCUGAACAUUCAGGAGAAUUUGAAAAGAUUAUGCAGCUUUCAGAAAGGUAUAAUGGAUUUGUCCUGCCAUGCUUGGGUGUUCACCCAGUUCAGGGAGUUUCACCAAAAGACCAAAGAAGUGUCACGUUAAAGGAUUUGGAUGUAGCUUUGCCCAUUAUCGAGAAUUAUAAGGAUCGAUUGUUGGCAAUUGGAGAGGUUGGACUAGAUUUCUCCCCCAAAAUUGCUGGCACUGAUGAACAGAAGGAAGAGCAAAGACAAGUCCUAAUCAGACAGGUCCAAUUAGCCAAAAGACUAAAUUUGCCUUUAAAUGUUCACUCACGUUCAGCUGGAAGACCCACCAUCAGCCUCUUAAAUGAGCAAGGUGCUGACAAAGUGUUGCUGCAUGCAUUUGAUGGUCGGCCAUCUGUAGCCAUGGAAGGAGUAAAAGCUGGGUACUUCUUCUCAAUUCCUCCUUCUAUCAUAAGAAGUGGACAGAAGCAGAAACUUGUGAAACAAUUGCCUUUAACUUCGAUUUGCUUGGAAACAGAUUCACCUGCACUAGGGCCAGAAAAAAAGGUACGGAAUGAGCCCCAAAACAUUUCCAUUUCAGCAGAAUAUAUUGCCCAGGUGAAAGGGAUCUCAGUGGAGGAAGUUAUAGAAGUGACAACACAGAACACAUUGAAACUGUUUCCCAAGCUUCAGUACCUGCUCCCGAAAUAGCUUCAAAACAAAAUCAACUGCAGAGGGCACUGUUUGAGAAAAAUAAAUGUUCUGAUGAAGAGUCUGAACUGAAGAAGCCAUUGUAUCGGGAUUAUGAUUUUAGAGAAAUAUUUUUCUUAGAAGUAAAACUGGGCUUAGAUCCUAAAA